CUCUGCGGGCGGAGGCGGCGGGGAAACAUGGCCGCGGCGGAGGCGGCCGAGACUCAGCUGAUGCUGGGAGUGGGUCUGAUCGAAAAAGACACAAAUGGAGAUACUCUGUGGGUCUGGUGUUACCCUUCCACCACAGCUGAAUUAAGAGACAUGCUUUUGAGAAAAUGCUGCCUCACAGGUGAAAAUCAACAGCUUCACACCUUUGUAUAUGGCCAGUAUAGAAGAACAUGGUUUUAUGUCACAACAACUGAAGUUCCAGAUUCUUCUGUUUUAAAAACGGUAACUCAUUUUUCUAUUGUUCUGACUGCCAAAGAUUUUAACCCUGAGAAAUAUGCUGCCUUUACUAGGAUAUUGUGCAGAAUGUACUUAAAACAUGGGAGUCCAGUCAAAAUGAUGGAAAGUUAUAUUGCAGUUCUUACAAAGGGGAUAUGCCAGAGCGAAGAAAAUGGCUCUUUCCUUAGCAAAGAUUUUGAUGCCCGAAAGGCCUAUCUUGCAGGUUCUAUUAAAGAUGUGGUAUCUCAAUUUGGAAUGGAAACUGUCAUCUUAUAUACUGCUCUAAUGCUAAAGAAGAGAAUUGUGGUCUACCACCCUAGAAUAGAAGCUAUCCAGGAAUUUACAAGGACUCUGCCUGCCUUGGUAUGGCAUCGACAGGAUUGGUCAAUUCUUCAUUCAUAUGUGCACCUUAAUGCGGAUGAAUUGGAAGCAUUGAAGAUUUGCACAGGUUACAUUGCUGGAUUUGUGGACCCUGAGGUGAGCAACAGACCUGAUCUUUAUGAUGUAUUUGUGAAUCUGGCAGAUAGUGAGAUUACAGUUUCUCAACCUGCAAAAGAAGCCAUGACAAUGGGGAAAUUACACAAAGAAAUUGGUCAGCUAAUUGUUCAGUCUGCAGAGGAUCCGGAAAAGUCAGACAGCCAAGUAAUCAAGGAUAUUUCACUUAAAACAAGAGAAAUCUUGACCAAUCUGGCAUCAUUCGCAGAAGUUUCUGAUGAUGGGGAGAAACCAAAGCUCAGCUUUGAGACGUUGAAACAAAAACGAUUUCCACCAGCUACGGAAAAUUUUCUGUGUCAUCUUGCAGCUGCUGAACAAAUGCUUAAAAUCUGAUUUCAUGAUAGAUUGUAUAGCAGGUGGUCAGUAUGAAGCUCUUCUUUACUAUUGUGAUCCACUAAUGUCAGAUUCUAAAAGUAGAAAAAGAAAAGUUAUAUUUUUAAUGAAUUAUUUGAAAGUUUUGAUAUUUGAUUUUUAAGACCUCUGGAAAGGUCUUGCACUUCUGGAAACAUUUCUCAUUUUCUCAUUUCUCACAGUUUUAUAAAGUCAGUGGAGUUGAGCAAAAUGAUGUAACACUACCACAAAUAAUAUUACAAAAACCAACUUGGAUCCUAGCAUAAGAACAAAAUUAACAGAUGCUUUUCAGAGUUACAGAAAACCAGAAAGCCUUCAAUUUAGUACUAUAAAAACCAGUCCAGUUUAUCUCAUUACAUAGCCAUAAUAAUAGUAAUGGUUUAUUUUCAGUAAGCAGCCUGAAAUUUUGCUUUGUAAUCUUCUACGAAGAACUUGAAUUCCUCAUGAGGAACUCUAUUUUCUGAGCCAGACAACAGAAUUUUCUGCAGAAUUGUCUCAAAGAUCAUUUAAAAAGACACUGCAGGAGCACUUUCUUGUAUAAAACAGUUUGUUUUUUUGGCCUUUGAACAUUUUGCCUGUAAUUUUGGGUUUGCAGAGAUUUUAUACUUAGGAGUAGACAACUUUAAUAGUUCAUAUUUAUACUAUUAACAGAAUUAAGCUUCUGGCCUCCUAAAGCCAUCAAUAUACUUCAAGUAACGUUGUACUAGAAAUACACCUGAGGGAUGGAGGAAGAUAUUAUCUCUAUAAAAUACAUAGAUGUCUGUGUGUCAGAAAUAAUUUUUAUAGUCAAAAAGGAGUGUGAGAAUCACCUCUUUGCUAGAGCCAAAACUUCAGGAACCAUUUUAAGAAUUUCAUUAUUGGUAGUUUGGUUAUAUGGCAAAGCAACUAUCCUUGUUCAUGUACUAUAAUUAUUUAAUAGGAAUUUUUUUUUUUAAAUUUCCACGUUAGUAUGAAUGUUCAAACCACAUGUGCCAGUUAUUUUGUUUAAUGUGGUCACAUGUAUACCUUUUCUUAACAUAGCACUGACAUUGUAAGAAUUCUUGCUAAGAAGAUGACUCAGUAAAGAACUUAGUUAAAAGCUUCUUUCACUUUCUUCUUCUGAGUGUUGGAAGGCUCUUAAUCAAACAUUUCUUUGUUUUUCAUUUUGGUCUUUAAAUUGAGAAGAUGUUUACUAAGAGGAACCAAGUGAAAACUAAGUCUGCACUUUAUAAAAAUGAAUAGCAUGAAUAACAUGUUUAUUUUGUGUUUAUUUUGUUUUGAGUCCAAUUUGCUUCUUAUCAGUUUUCAAAACCACAGAUUCCUUAUAUUAUUAAAUGAAGUUAUUUUUUAUACUUGAUAAAGAUUUGGGUGGUUGAAAUCUAUCCUUCCUUUCAUUUCUUAUUAACUGUGACUAAAUAUGGCAUCAUGAUUAUGAUUGAAAAAUUGCAACUAAUAAGCAAAAACCCCCUUAAAUUGGAUUAUUUUGUAACUAAAAGGUUAAGACUUGGGAUACUUUUCCCAAAAGUCUCCAAAGCAAUUUCAAAUCAGACCAUAUCUCUUUCUGAAACAGUAGCCCAAAAUAUUAAUGUUUCCACACUUUCACCUUUUCAUCAGUCGAAAUCUAUAUUAUUUGAACAUUCUACCCAUUCCUAGUGUUCUCUGUAUUUAGCUUUGUUUUUUGUAGAGUCAUCACAGCAUCAUAUUCCAGGGUCUUAAUGAAGUAAUAAGGAAACCAGAUGAUGCUGAUUUCUCAAAGAUCCUGCUAGUGAUACUAUGCCAUGUUAUAAACUCUGGUGGGUUCUAGCAAACUAUAAAGCUUCAAGUAUAUUCUUGGAGACAGAAUGCAA
Molecule: messenger RNA, 2945 nt
Organism: Sarcophilus harrisii (Tasmanian devil)
Lineage: Eukaryota; Metazoa; Chordata; Mammalia; Dasyuromorphia; Dasyuridae
Gene: DENND10
Product: DENN domain containing 10
Exons: 9
Coding region: 28-1101 (357 amino acids)
Biological process (GO): regulation of early endosome to late endosome transport; protein transport
Cellular component (GO): late endosome
Molecular function (GO): small GTPase binding; guanyl-nucleotide exchange factor activity
Source: RefSeq, a predicted model, not a curated record